GUUGCUAAACAAUGCUUAGGAAAAAAGCCACGUUGACGAUCCCAAGACAAGUCUCGUCUACAAUUUAAUCUAGAAUAUAGCAGCAACUCAUCUCCAAACUCAUCUUUCCGUAUUGCUUCAGAUAUUAUACCGAAGAGGAAAUGUCAUCACCGCCGAAGGAGAAAGUUGAAACCAAAGCUGGACAUCUCCCGGCAGUAAGGGCAGGAGGUAAGAGGAUAGUGCAGAAGCACCAGUCGGCUAUCCCAGAACCACCACAAAAAGAUGACAAGGAGAGUGAGGAGUAUGUAAGCAGCAGUCCACCUAAGCCCACUGUAAUUGUGUCUGGAGUAGUUACAAAGGGCGAUAAAGACUUCACCCCCGCGGCUGCCCAGGUAGCCCACCAGAAGCCUCAACCGUCUGUCCCCAAGCUGCCCCCCACACAGCACAUCAACCAGCAUAUCCACCAGCCCCGCAAGUGAGCCAACCACGCCAGACAAUCACCGCCAUGCAUAUCCUACCAACCAGCCUUUCCAAAGGAACACAGAGGAUGAAGACAUUUCCCCCUUAACAGCAGAGAUCUCAGUUCAUUAACUUCCCUUUGAAAAUCAAAAUCUUCCUUGUUCACCAGUUACGUGACAUGUACAAGGACUUUGCCUGCAAGAAUACCAAUGUAGCCUUUGUAGAAGUCACACUUUUUUUCCAUUCACAGUCGCUCCGACUUGGAGAGGACUGGUUUUUAAAGUCCUGUUGUCGUAAGGAGGGGAUAGACCGUUGAGUUUCUACAGUGGCUACAACUGUGGGAUUAGAGUAAGAUUUAUGAGUGUCAGAUCUGUGUCUGUGAGGGGAUUUUGACCCCAACAAUGUGCUAAGCCAAAUUAGAUCACUACAAGCAUUCAUGUAUUACCACAACCUAUCAGGCCAACAACCACUCACCCUAUAGUGAUGAGCUUAACCUCUUCUCCUCUUAACAUGAGUAUCUUCACAGAGCAAAAUAACAAA
Lampris incognitus (smalleye Pacific opah) is the source of this 978-nucleotide messenger RNA. RefSeq names its product death-associated protein (gene dap). Bases 141 to 458 code for a protein of 105 amino acids. NCBI's taxonomy places the organism in Eukaryota, Metazoa, Chordata, Actinopteri, Lampriformes, Lampridae. Gene Ontology annotation, biological process: apoptotic signaling pathway; negative regulation of autophagy; cellular response to amino acid starvation. The record is from RefSeq and is a predicted model, not a curated record. The transcript has 4 exons. Gene Ontology annotation, molecular function: death domain binding.